This is a messenger RNA of Lepus europaeus (European hare), 1539 nucleotides long. RefSeq names its product neuronal vesicle trafficking associated 1 (gene NSG1). Gene Ontology annotation, cellular component: membrane; endosome. Gene Ontology annotation, molecular function: clathrin light chain binding. Lineage: Eukaryota; Metazoa; Chordata; Mammalia; Lagomorpha; Leporidae. The record is from RefSeq and is a predicted model, not a curated record. The transcript is spliced from 5 exons. Gene Ontology annotation, biological process: clathrin coat assembly; G protein-coupled dopamine receptor signaling pathway; endosomal transport. Bases 112 to 669 code for a protein of 185 amino acids.
CCGGCCCAGCACGAGGGGAGGCUCUGGACUCGGCCCCAGCCCGCCGCCUCUGGGGAGCUCUCCAAACGCUUCCUAGGACGCCCAGGCGGCAGCCUCGGGUCUCCCGGAACCAUGGUGAAGUUGGGGAACAAUUUCGCCGACAAGGGCAGCAAGCAGCCGCUGCCUGAGGAUGGCUUCGACACCAUUCCCCUGAUGACGCCCCUGGACGUCAAUCAGCUGCAGUUCCCGCCCCCGGAUAAGGUGGUCGUGAAAACCAAGACCGAGUAUGAACCCGACCGCAAGAAGGGGAAGGCGCGUCCUCCCAAGAUCGCCGAGUUCACCGUCAGCAUCACGGAGGGAAUCACCGAGAGGUUUAAGGUGUCUGUGCUGGUCCUCUUUGCCCUGGCCUUCCUCACCUGCGUCGUCUUCCUGGUCGUCUACAAGGUGUACAAGUAUGACCGUGCCUGUCCCGAUGGCUUCGUCCUCAAGAACACGCAGUGUGUCCCGGAGGGCCUGGAGAGCUACUACGCAGAGCAGGACUCCAGCGCCCGGGAGAAGUUCUACACCGUCAUCAACCACUACAACCUGGCCAAGCAGAGCGUCACCCGCUCCGUGUCGCCCUGGAUGUCGGUCCUGUCGGAGGAGAAGCUGUCCGAGCAGGAGACGGAAGCGGCGGAGAAGUCGGCCUAGGCAGCGGGGCGGGCUCCUGACACCGUGUCACCUGCAGGGAACUGAGGGACCGCGAGGGCCAUUUCAUGAAUAGAAUUACUGAUAAUUUAGAGGUUACUCAUUUACGGUGCAAUCGCUUCUGUCGCUAAUGCUGCUUUGCAAAUAAAACUCGCUGCUGACCCCCACGGGCACAGACCAAGCGCAUCUCCGCAGUGCGCAGGCCCUGGCCCUCACGUUGAGGGAUCCCGAGUCAGCCCCUUCAGCGGGUUAUGGCUGUGUCCACUGGACAGGCCAGGGCUGCGGACUUCGGACAGACGAUGCGUCUCAUGAGCAGAUUGUUUGGAGCCACUUGCCAUGAGCAAACCUUACCCCAGCCACACCCGGGGCGGGCACUCGCUCGGUGGGCCACGAGCCAGGCUCCACACUUCCUCCACCGCCUAGCAGCCGUGUUCAGGGGAAGGGGGACAGAGUACCAGGGACCAGCAGCGGGUCACUGUCCGCUCCCCGAGGUUGGGGGCAGGGGUGAGGGGCGACCCUGGGCCUCCCUGUAGGCAAGACACGCCACGGGUCCUCUGCCUGCCCCGGAGGUGGGUGGAUCCGCACGCGCGGCGCUAUCUGGAAGUUUCUAAACACCGGGUGGGGAAGGUGACCCUGUACGGCUGCUCAGCGGCAGCGCUCCUGCAUUUUUCUCCCUGUCAAACGGCUGUACCCCCGAAGUGCGACAUGGCCGGGAAGCCUGGGGUGUGUAUGGGGGUGGGGGUCGGGUGUGGCACCUUGCAGAUACAAUGACAUUUCAAUCCACAACCUUUGUAAGAAAAUCACGUUUCAAUUUGAAUCUUGACAUUAAAAUGUUUACAAAAACCACCAGUUAGAUAAACUAAAUGUGUAAGA